Messenger RNA from Metopolophium dirhodum (rose-grain aphid), 1131 nucleotides. RefSeq names its product tigger transposable element-derived protein 4-like. Gene Ontology annotation, cellular component: nucleus. Gene Ontology annotation, molecular function: DNA binding. The transcript is spliced from 2 exons. NCBI's taxonomy places the organism in Eukaryota, Metazoa, Arthropoda, Insecta, Hemiptera, Aphididae. The coding region runs from base 1 to 1131 and encodes 376 amino acids. The record is from RefSeq and is a predicted model, not a curated record.
AUGUUAAGUAGGCUGGGGAUUGGGCUCGAACGAAAUGCUCCAGAGACUAAUCUUAGGCCCGAAUUGUGCACUGUUUCGAUCAUUUUUAAGUUCGAAGAACUCGCAUUUAUGAAGAGGAAGGACCCAUAUUCUAGUUUUGAAAACAAAGUUAAAUCGCUACCUCCAGGCACUUCACAGCAUAAAAUCGCUGAAAAAUUAUGCGUUCCGAAAUCAACGGUGGCGAUACUGCUUAAAGAAGAAGUCAUUUUACGUGAAAACUUCAAUUUAACUCAAACUAGUAAUCAAAAACGUAAACGAGAAGGGAAAGAUCCCGAAGUUUACGAGGCCUUAAGUGAGUGGUUUUCAUUGAUAACAAGUCGCGGUGUUCGCGUGUCUGCGCCAAUGUUAAAAUGUAAAGCCGAAGAAUUAUCCCGGAAAAUUGGUAACAAUCAGUUUAUUGCUACUGAUGGUUGGUUAAGCAGGUGGAAGAAUAGACACGAGAUAAAAUUCAAACGUGUGCAUGGUGAAAAAGAUGAAUCCGCCUCUAAUGAUUGGAAAGUUGACAGGCUAAAAAUAAAUUUGAACGACUUUUCCCCAGAUAACAUAUUUAAUGCAGAUGAAACUGGACUGUAUUAUCGAGCGAAACCCGACGGUUCUUUAUGUUUCAAAAAAGACGUUCUAUCUGGUUCAAAAAAAGCAAUGGAUUGGAUUACAGUCUUAUUAUGUGUCAAUAUGACCGGGAGUGACAAAAGAAAGCUGCUAGUAGUGGGGAAAAGCUUAAAACCUCGAUGUUUUAAAAAUAUGUCUAUAAAUAAAAUGCCAGUGCAUUACCACGCGAAUAAAAAUGCAUGGAUGACUUCAACCAUAUUUUCAAACUGGCUAUAUGAAUGGGAUAAGAAAUUGCAAGCAAAAUCUAGGUCCAUACUUCUUCUUAUUGAUAACUGUGCUGCACAUCCAAAAAACGUUCAACUCAAAAACAUCACUUUAGAAUUUUUGCCCCCAAAUACGACAUCCUUAAUUCAACCCUUAGAUAUGGGUAUUAUCAAAAACCUCAAGGUGAGAUAUAGAAUGAAACUAGUUCAUUUUAUUCUAGAAGAGAUUGAGGAAAACCUAUUUGAUCAAUCUGCAACUGCUAAUCAAAUAAGUGGCUAA